CGCAUCCGAGUCAGCUGUAAAUGAAAGAAAGCCUCAAAAACAACAAACACACAGCUUGGCACAAGGCAUUGCAUGCAAUUUUCUCAAAAUCCGUCAAAGACUUUCGGCCGUGAUCAAGUCAGGGCCGAGCAGGAGCCUGGCUGCCGAUUUUGUCACUGAGACUUUCCCGGUUGGAAUGAGAGGAAAUCGAAAUGGCCAAGGCGAAGACGAUGUUUGCGACGCAGGAGGGGCCGGCGAACGCUCUUGCCCUUAACAAAGAUUGCAGCCAAGUCGUGAUAGCAGGCAGAAAUGUGUUCAAAGUUUUUAACAUAAACGCCGAGGAAUUUGUCGAAAAUUGCAAUCUGCGGGUCGGAAAAAACAUCAACUUGAAUUUUUCCUGCAACGAUGUCGUGUGGAACACUUUUGAUGACAGCAUUUUGGCGACGGCAGCCACAAACGGGGCCGUCGUCGUUUGGAAUCUCAACAAACCAACCCGGUCGAAACAGGAGCACGUCUUCAACGAUCACCGCCGAACAGUCAACAAAGUCAGUUUUCACCCCACUGAGGCGGUGUGGUUGAUUUCUGGGUCGCAGGACGGCACCAUGAAGUGUUUCGAUCUCAGGAUUAAAGAGGCAACCCGAACCUUCAUAAGUAAAACUGAGAGCGUGAGGGACGUGCAGUUCAGUCCGCACCAGAUGCACACCUUCUCGGCCGUCGCUGAAAACGGGAAUGUCCAGUUGUGGGACCUGAGGAAGCCGGACAGGUGUCUCUCCCAGUUUACAGCACACAGUGGGCCGGUUUUUGCUUGCGACUGGCACCCAGAAAUGUGCUGGCUUGCCACUGCCUCCAGAGAUAAAACUAUUAAAGUUUGGGACUUGACGAGCAAACCCAGCCUCGAGUACACCAUUCCAACCAUCGCCUCUGUCGGCCACAUCAAAUGGAGGCCACAGCGAAAGCACCACAUAGCAAGUUGCGCCCUCGUCGUCGACUGCAGCGUCAACAUUUGGGACAUCAGGAGGCCGUAUAUUGCAUUUGCCUCGUUCAACGAACACCAGGACGUGGCCACAGGCGUUGCUUGGAGGGGCGACCCUCACAUCCUCCUUUCGACCAGCAAAGAUUUUACUUUGUAUCAACAUGUGUUCAAAGACGCAGCUCGGCCCGAGAGCAAAGCAAAUCCACAGGGCAUUUCCUUCAACAGCAAGGGAGACAUGUCUUUCUCAUGCAAAAUCAACAUCAACCCUGCCACUUUGUCAAAACUUCCAGCACUUUUAAGAAAAACCCCACUGCACAGUGACCAGUUUUGCCAGGUUACUAGUUCGAUGCACACAUUUGUAUCAAAGGCACAAAAAGAAGUCAAGUGUUUUUUGGAGUGUGCCAAACGUUAUCAACUGUCGGGGAAACCUCUCGCCGAACUUUGUGAUCACAAUGCUGCUGUUGCAAAGCAGCUUGGGAGGCAUCAGGUGAGUCUAGUCUGGGGCAUUGUGAAAACUUUGUACUGCACAACAAACACCAGCAAAGUUGCCGACAUGCAGCAAACUCCGUCAGGCAAGGACUCGCGAGAUGACCCCAACAUCACUCCGGGUGCCAAUUCCGAAGCUCACAACGGCACUGACGGUCGUCACACCGACAAAACCGACAAGGGUGACACAAAUGGAGUCAUUCUGAGCGAGGACAACGACACGGAGACAGACGAGGCGGAGCAGCAGGACCAGAAUUUGACAACAAUUGCCACCGGGCUUGCCAUCAAUCAAGGCGAUUUUUUCUUUGGCGACGGGGCUGAGGGUGAAAUGGACCAGCUGCACGUUGACUAUGAACAGAUGAACACUUUCGACAUGAUGCAGCAGGACUGGACACUGCCGAGUGAGGCGUUCAACUUGCGGCACGAAAUCGAAGACAGGUCUCCACCUCCUGAACAGUUUCCGAAUCACUGUUCUGUUGACAUGAUUGAUGUUACUCCUCCAGAGGAAUCCAACUUAAUACUACCCCUUAUCAAUGUUUCUGGUUUGCCCCGCAUGAGUCUGUUUGACCCGAGUGAGGUCGUAGCGUCUGCACUAAACAGGCACGCCGAAAGUAGUGAUGUACAAACCGCAGCUUCUGUUCUUCUAGUCCUAGGAGAGAAAAGGGCAGCUCACAUUGAGGAGUGUAAACAGGAGACGUGGUUGCUCGGAUACUUAGAACUCCUCGGCAGACACAAAUUGUGGAACACAGCCACAAAAGUCAUUAAGUUGAGUUGGUUGCCGAGCAUUCACCAACUGAACCAGCAGAGCACUACCCUACCAACGAACUGUGCCAGUUGCAGUCGACCUCUGCGCCGGAGUGGCUGGCAGUGCGACAACUGCCACCACCCUUGUGGCAAGUGCGCCGUCUGCAACGAACUGGUCAAAGGUAUUUACUCCUGGUGCCAGGGCUGCUCUCACGGCGGCCACUUGGCCCACAUGCAGGACUGGUUGGCCAAACACAGGUCGUGUCCCGCUGGUUGCGGACAUGCCUGCGAGUACGACUGAACGAACUUGUUUUAAUUUGUCCAAAGAGCAUGUUUUAUAAAAUAAAAUAUUAUACAAGGCUGUUAAUG
Molecule: messenger RNA, 2551 nt
Organism: Neocloeon triangulifer
Lineage: Eukaryota; Metazoa; Arthropoda; Insecta; Ephemeroptera; Baetidae
Gene: Wdr24
Product: GATOR complex protein WDR24
Exons: 10
Coding region: 192-2483 (763 amino acids)
Biological process (GO): positive regulation of TOR signaling
Molecular function (GO): protein binding
Source: RefSeq, a predicted model, not a curated record